Molecule: messenger RNA, 2974 nt
Organism: Epinephelus lanceolatus (giant grouper)
Lineage: Eukaryota; Metazoa; Chordata; Actinopteri; Perciformes; Serranidae
Product: coxsackievirus and adenovirus receptor homolog
Biological process (GO): regulation of cytokine production; T cell receptor signaling pathway
Cellular component (GO): external side of plasma membrane
Molecular function (GO): signaling receptor binding
Source: RefSeq, a predicted model, not a curated record
AGAGAGUGAGCAAUGAAAUAAAAACCCGAGCAGCGUGUCAGAGAGAAGAGUGUGACACCAACCCUGCUGUGCGUCAUUAUGUCUGACUGACAUGUUGAACUGUGUGAGGACCAUAGACUGUAUAGGUGAGGACACACUGAGGAAGUGAGUGUUCAUAGUGAGUUGUAGAAAGUCUGACGGAACUUGAAUGCAGCUUCGUAGUCACGUGACACGGAGGCUGUUCCAACAACAACAACAGCUGCGGAGAGAAGCUGUACUUUUUUCAUGGUUUUACGAUCUGCACACAUGUUGUCCUCUCCUGUCUUCUGUGUCCUCGUUGUGUCUCUGCUCUCUGCAUCUGAAGACUCACAAGAGAUGAAGGUGAAGGCUGAGCAGAACGUCACCCUCCAGUGUCACGCUCGCACUGAUGCCCCCAUCACUCUGCUGGAGUGGAGCAGACCUGCCCUGGAGACAGGUGAUUACGUCUUCCUCUACAGGAACGAGCGCUCAUAUGAAAGGUAUCAGCAUCCGUCUUAUCGUGGUCGAGUGGUGCUGAGAGAUCCAGACAUGAAGAACGGAGACGCUUCUGUGAUUCUGAGGAACGUCAACAUCAACGACACCGGAACAUACAAGUGUGAAAUUACAGUCAGCAACACAGGACACAGUCAGACACCAGACUCUGAGAUCCAGCUCCUCAAACUGAAGGUUACAGUUGACUCAGGUCACAUUGGUGGAAACAAGGAUGGAAAUCUUGGACUCUUUGUUGGUGUGCCAGUUUCUGUUGUUCUUGUUCUCAUUCUUGGUAUUGUUGGUUCUUUCAUUUUUAUUCAACGCCCAUGCAAAAAGAAUCAUUCAUACACAUCUGCUGAAAAAGCAGGUGAAUCAGGGACUUGAAGCAUCUCAGAUCUCUUUACUCCUGACGAUGUUUGUGUUCUGCUGCUGCUACAGAAAGAUAAAAAAAAAAAAAUUCUUAAAGGAUCAGUGCGCUCAAAUUAACAGUUACAGUAGAAUAACAAACAGCUGCAGAAAGUCGACAGAGAGCGUGCUCAGAUAAAAGAGUUACAGCCAGGUCGAGGACAGGUGUUGAGACAUAAUGAAUAUAGAAGAGCAUUCAGCAGCUAAAGAGACAGAUACUUUCCUCAGGAUUUGGUGGAUGGAGACCAAAACCAGAGCUAAAAGAGAGAUAGCGAUAUCCAUCAGGUGACACAGACACAAAGCCUCGUAAUCAUCCAAUCAUGAUGUUGCUCUGCAACUGCUUGGUGCGGAAUUAAGCAGCUGUUUGCUAAGACGUUCAACAUAUCAGCUUAAAAGAUGACGACAGGUUGAUGUUGUGUUCGCUGCUUGUUUUGGGUUUUUUUUGCUGAAAACAAAUGGACCAGAAGCAUCAGGUUGAGCAGGUUUAAUAUUAUUAACUGCAUCUUGCUUUAAAUCAGACUGACAGCUUAUCAAUAGCCAAACAGACAGAGUCAGCCACGCAGGAUAAAACUGCAUCAUCUGCAUAAAGACGCACUUUAAUUCACGCACUAGCACUUUUAUCUUAAGGUAGGUGGGACAGGAAUUUUCCAUUUUUAUUGUAUUAGCAUUUCACACGUUGUAAACUGCGCAACUUAUUAAGCACUUUAUUCUCUAAAAUUUAGAGCUGUAACUUUACGAAACAAUUUAUAAAAUAUAUUUUGCAAGACAUAUGCUAAUGACCAGAUUAUAUUAAUCAAUUUCUCAAUAAAUAAUAGUAUUAUGCAAAGGUAAUACUUCCUGUAAUAUAUAAGUAUAUAAUUAUUUAUUAUUAUUAUCAUUAUUAUUAUUGUUAUAUAAUUGUUACAGAAAAUUAAAUGACCAAAAUAGGAGGAACACAUUAUAUUUACAUACAGUAUAGAUACAUAUAUAUAUAUAUAUAUAUAUAUAUGAUUAAAAAAAACUCUUAUGUUCUUCUUAUGAUCUUUUCAAAGUAUUCCAACUUGUUAUUACAGUGUUAGUGAACAUGGUCACCAUUUCAUACUGUGUCAUUGAUUUUUUUUUUACAUUUAUUUUCUAUAUUUUUAGUGAUUACCUUUUGAUUUGACCCUUUUACUUUUACAGCCGUCUGACAUCACUCCAUCACUUAGUUUGUCGUCAGUCAGAAAAAGAACGUAGAGAAUGUCAGAGCGGAGCGGGGAGCAGAGAUGGAAAGAGUUCUGCCUGUGAGUGAAAUAAAGAAAACAGCUGUUUGGCAAAUUGUAUUUUUGAAAUGUAAAAGCUGUAAAAUAUAACGAAGAAAAGUUUGAUAUAUUUAAUACGACAUAAACGUAAAGCAGCAGGACAUGAGAUCUUGUCAAGAGUAAAGACAAUGACCACAUUGAGACAAUAUUCUGCAUUUGCUAGACAGCAUGUAAACAGCUUUUUCUGUUUGGAUAUUCUGAAUUAGGCUUCAAUCUGAAUGUAGCACUCCGUGAUUAACACGUGGGAUUUGCAGAUUUAAUUCACGUUUUAAUAGCAUUCUUUGGACAUUUGAAUGUGCAAACAUGACAACAACAACGUUUUCAAGAAGGUGGUCAAAGGAAUGAAAGAGAGAGGUUUUGUUUUCGUGGUCCAACAAGUUUAUAAUCUGGAGGACACUUUGACACAAGCAGCUCAUUCAGCUUUUCCAUAUUGUGACGUGAUAAACGCCUGCAUGUGACCUGGAGUAGAAGUGGAAGUCAUCAGCUGUGUUUAACAGCUGAGUCGGAAAAUUUUCUUUUUUGGAAUGACAGCAAGAAGCCACAUUAUUUACAUGUAAACUCUAAUAUCCGUUCUUUCAUAUCAUAAGCUGUUACUUUAUGUGCUUCAGCAUCUGAAAACUUCAGUGUGUUACAAUCAGUUAUGAAAGUUCAUUAAGGAUGAUCGACGAAUGAAACGAGCAUCAGAGCUUCUCAGUCUCACUGCAGAGGUGAAGCUAUUUUUUCAGUGCCUGUUUUUAUGUUGCACUUUACAAGCACCUGUAUAAGCUUUCUUUUUUUAUGAAUAAAUAUGUUUAUCAGUG